UUUCACUAAAUACACAAAUAAAUCAAUGAAUGCUGCUCAGUUGCGUUUUGUUAACGGCUUAGAGCGGUGCUGAAAUCAGUUGAAGAGAAGUUGAGAUAAUUUUUUCGAAAAUGUUUUACAAGAAAAAGCUUUUAUUGCAAGCCUUUUUAACGGUUAUAGUUGCGCAUCAGACGCUGGUUAAUACAGAAGCGGUUGAAAAAGAUGCACACUUGCAGGAAAAAGCAACAAGAGCAAUAUCUACAAUAGCAACAACAAUUGCUGACGCGGAGGUGGUCAAAGAAUUUACAACUGAAAUAUCGACUUUUAGCACUGCCAAAAAUACAAUAAACAACAGCGCCAACAGCAUUUUCAAUGCCACUCUUACGGCAGACACUUCCACCUCCACCAACGUACCUGAUAACAACAACAAGUCCGCCAACAUCUAUUGUACACCAUCGCUUUGUGAACUCUACAAUGGCAGCCAUGUUUUCCAAGUACCGCACAUUGGUUGCGAUAGCGAUGGCGGUUUUGGGCCGUCCUGUGGCGCUAAACCACAUCUGCUUUACAUGAGCCAACGACGACGGCAAUUCAUUUUGGAUAUGCAUAAUCUUGCCCGCGAACGCAUCGCCUCCGGCCAGUUGGAGGGCUAUCGGCCAGCAGCUCAUAUGCCAAUGCUCAAGUGGGACGAUGAAUUGGAAUACUUGGCCACGUUGCAUGUCAAACGCUGUCAAUUUGAACAUGAUCAAUGUCGCAAUACGCCGCACUAUCAGUUCAGUGGUCAGAAUAUCGGUUUCUUUUGGAUUGGUCGCGAGUUUAAAUCGCACGCCAAGCGUAUAAAAUCGUUUAUACUGAAUUGGUUUCGUGAAUAUCGUGAGGCGAAUCAAACGUUCAUUGAUAGCUACGCACCACAUCCGGAGGGCAAAAAAAUCGGUCACUUUACCAUGUUGGUCGCCGAUCGUGCCCAUCGUGUGGGCUGUGCAGCUAUACGCUAUCGCGAUCCGAUGCAAGCUAAUGAUAUGAAAUUAUUAAUGACCUGCAAUUAUGAUUUCACUAAUAUAUUUGGUGAGCCGGUCUAUCAAAGUGGUCCAGCUGCUAGUAAAUGUAUCUAUAAGAUAAGUGAGAAAUAUCCAGCACUCUGCGACUGGAAGGAUGCCAUUUACGAUUAUGAUAGCGAGGAGAGUGCGGAACCUGAUAAUGGCAACGAGCUCGAUAGCAGCUUCAUAAAUUAAGUUAUUUCUCGUUAUUAAUUAAGAAUGUCAAAAAUUGUUGUAUGUACUUAGAUAGAUAUGUAUAAAUU
Messenger RNA from Rhagoletis pomonella (apple maggot), 1276 nucleotides. RefSeq names its product scoloptoxin SSD976-like. The transcript is spliced from 2 exons. The record is from RefSeq and is a predicted model, not a curated record. The coding region runs from base 111 to 1208 and encodes 365 amino acids. NCBI's taxonomy places the organism in Eukaryota, Metazoa, Arthropoda, Insecta, Diptera, Tephritidae.